Molecule: messenger RNA, 270 nt
Organism: Ilex paraguariensis (yerba mate)
Lineage: Eukaryota; Viridiplantae; Streptophyta; Magnoliopsida; Aquifoliales; Aquifoliaceae
Source: the annotation of a GenBank genome assembly
AUGUAUUUGGUUGCUGGAGGUUCAGUUGGCUUCAGGCUCAGAGGCUCAGUUGUUAACCAUUUUUUUUUUCUUUUCAAUCUACUGUUAGGUUCCAAAGUAACAAGUGAAAGAACCUGGCCCAAGACUUUGUCCAAGUCUUCGUCGUCAGCCUGCUUGAAGUGGAGGAGAGAGAGCAGUGUUUUGAAAAGCUUGCCUAGGCGCUCACCUAGGCGAGAAGCAAGGCGAGGCGAGCUUAUUUCGCCUGGAGGACCCCAGGCGAAGCGAACGUGA